Saitoella complicata NRRL Y-17804 is the source of this 1104-nucleotide messenger RNA. RefSeq names its product FAD dependent oxidoreductase. Gene Ontology annotation, cellular component: cytoplasm; late endosome. Gene Ontology annotation, biological process: retrograde transport, endosome to Golgi. NCBI's taxonomy places the organism in Eukaryota, Fungi, Ascomycota, Saitoellomycetes, Saitoellales, Saitoellaceae. Gene Ontology annotation, molecular function: oxidoreductase activity. The coding region runs from base 1 to 1104 and encodes 367 amino acids. The transcript has a single exon. The record is from RefSeq and is a predicted model, not a curated record.
AUGUCUACCGAGAACAUCACUAUCAUUGGCGCCGGAGUGAUCGGUGCGACGACGGCGUACUACCUUACUCGCCACCCGAAAUACGAUCUGUCGAAGUACAAGAUUAGGGUGAUCGAGGCGACUGAAGUUGCUGCGGGAGCAUCGGGAAAGGCUGGAGGUUUAUUGGCGCUCGAUUGGCAUGGCCCUUCUACGGCGAAUCUUGGUGAAUUGUCCUACAACCUGCACAAACAGCUCGCGGACGAACAUGGCGGAUUCGAGAAGUGGGGUUACAGAGCGCUUACGACAAUGAGUAUAUCUACCAGCUUUAAACCCCGACGAACCGCGAAUCUACCGCCGGGUCUCGAUUGGGUCAACGAGAAGGGAUUGGAGAAGGCGAGUUUGUUGGGGACGGAGGAGACGACAGCACAGGUCCAUCCAUACAAAUUUACGAAUGAGAUGAUGAGACUGGCGCGGGAGAAGGGGGUUGAGCUCAUUAUGGGCAAGGUCACGGAUGUCAAGGAUGGUAGUGUGACAUACGUCUCAAAGGACACCAAUGAAGAGAAAACCCUCGACAGCACACAAACUAUUGUCACCGCGGGUCCAUGGACGCCAAAGAUCCUCAAAGAAGCACCGAUCAGCGCAACCCGCGCCCACAGUAUCACUAUCCGCCCAAAGAAACCUGUCAGCGCACACGCACUAUUUACCUCUAUGACGCUUUCCUCGGGUAAGACCGUCGCCCCAGAACUCUACGCCCGACCCGAUGAAGUUUACGUCUGUGGUGAAGGCGAUCACCUCACCUCCAUCCCUGAGACGGCCGACAAGGUCGAAGUGAUUCAAUCCCGCUGCGACGACCUCGUAAAACAAGCUGGUGAGCUGUCAUCGCGCCUCAAAGAGGGAGAAGUUCUCGCGUGUCAAGCAUGUUACCUCCCCGUCAUGGAGCGCGGCAUGGGUGGACCCAUGGUUGGGGCUGUGCCGGGCAGGAAAGGGGUGUGGGUGGCUGCGGGACAUAGUUGUUGGGGUAUUAGUUUGUCGGCGGGGACGGGGAAGGUGUUGUCGGAGAUGAUCUUGGAUGGCGAGGCGAAGAGCUGUGAUGUUGGAAUGUUGGAUCCUAGCGAGGUGCUUUGA